AUGGCAAUACAAGUCGUUUUCACAGCGUGUGGUAUGCUUGUCGUUAAACGAUGUCUAUUUAACUAUCGUCUGGUUUUUUCAGCUUCCAGGUAUAACAAGUCCGCUCUUGGGGGCGCGCAGAAGAAACGAACAGGACCCAAACCAGAACUCACUGAAGAGCAGAAACAAGAGAUUCGAGAAGCCUUUGACUUAUUUGACACUGAAGGCACUGGUACUAUUGAUGCCAAAGAAUUGAAAGUUGCCAUGCGAGCACUUGGAUUUGAACCCAAAAAAGAAGAGAUUAGGAAGAUGAUCCAGGACAUCGACAAGGAGGGAACUGGCACCAUUGACUUUAAUGACUUCUUAACGAUGAUGACAGCAAAGAUGAGUGAGAAAGACUCCAAGGAAGAGAUCAUGAAAGCCUUCCGUUUGUUUGAUGAUGAUGAAACCGGCAAAAUAUCAUUUAAGAACUUAAAACGUGUUGCAAAGGAGCUCGGAGAAAAUCUAACAGAUGAGGAGUUACAGGAGAUGAUCGAUGAGGCGGACCGGGAUGGUGAUGGUGAAAUCAACGAAGGCGAAUUCUUGCGUAUCAUGAAGAAGACCAGUUUAUAUUGAUGACUGUGCCUGUGAUGAUUUAGACUUACAAAUGUCAGUGUGUUUUGUACAAAUUCCAGCUAGUCAGUUGUACAUUAUUAAUGUCCCUGGAAUUAUUUCAUAUCUCUGCUCCUCUCAAAUAGUUUCACCACAUUUUAUCCUUUAAUGCUCGCUCGACACACACUAUCAAGUUUUAAGCGACAAUUUUUUUUUUUGUCAGUGUUAGGCAUUCUGUGCACCUUGUUAGACACACUGUGUUAAAUUGUGUUGAGGCACACUUACCAGUUGUGUUUAGGCACAAUAUGUUCAUUUUUCUUUAGGCACACUCUGUUCAGUUAUGUUUAGAAACAGUGUUCAGUUGUGUUUAGGCACAUGGUGUUCAAUUGUGUUUAGGCACAUGGUGUUCAAUUGUGUUUAGGCCCAAUAUGUUCAUUUGUGUUUAGACACAUGGUGUUCAAUUUUGUUUAGGCACAAUAUGUUCAUUUGUGUUUAGGCAUACUGUUUAGUUGUGUUU
Messenger RNA from Anneissia japonica, 1087 nucleotides. Its product is annotated as caltractin. Bases 1 to 594 code for a protein of 197 amino acids. Gene Ontology annotation, molecular function: calcium ion binding. The transcript is spliced from 5 exons. Gene Ontology annotation, cellular component: centrosome; centriole. NCBI's taxonomy places the organism in Eukaryota, Metazoa, Echinodermata, Crinoidea, Comatulida, Comatulidae. The record is from RefSeq and is a predicted model, not a curated record. Gene Ontology annotation, biological process: centriole replication; mitotic cell cycle.